UGGUUUGAGUGUCACUGGGCCGGCUUGAUUGUAGGCCCCUGACUGCGGUCUAUGACCCGGGGCGCUGGGUCAGCUGAGUGGCGGUGUGAGCGUGCCGACCGCCGGGCCGGAGCGGCGGCCGGCAGUCUGGAGUUGGACCGGUGCCAAUAAAGGUCCGUGCUGAGCCUGGAUGUUACAAUUGGCGACGAGGUGAAUAUCGUGCUAUGGAAGAUGGCUGAAGGCUUCAGUUUAGCCCCAUUUGAUUUACGCGAAGAUGUGUGGGAAGAGUGGUUCGAGAGAUUUGAGUUUUACUUGGAUGCAAGAAAUGUGACUGACAAUGGCAAGAAGAAGUCCUACCUGCUUUCACAAUGCGAAGCGGCUUCCAGGGACGCCAGGAUCAUCGGAGGACAGGAGAGCACCGUCAACGAGAUCUCUGUGCCGGGUCGGGACGUGACGCCGGGUGGGAUCAAUGAAGUGCACGCCGGCCAACGCAGUCGCGGUAUCGACGCCUGGGCUUCGGUGUCAACUCGGCGGUGGCGUUGUUUCAGCGAGAGAUGGAGAAGUUGUUGAAUGGUAUGCCUGGUGUCUGUGUUUUCCUAGAUGAUGUGCUCAUUACUGGGAAAUCCCAGAACGACUGCUUACAGCGCACAUCUGCGGUGUUGGAGAAGCUGCAAGAUGCCGGACUCCGUGUGUCGGAGAAGAAGUGCAAAUUCUGCGUGGACAGCGUGGAGUACCUGGGGCACAGGAUCGACGCUGAGGGCUGUCACCCCACAGAGGCGAAGAGCUUGGAGGAGGAGUUUGCAUUGGACUCCUCCCGGAUUGCUGCGCUGACGUCUCGGGACACUCUGCUGAGUCGGGUGCGGCAGGCCAUAGAGACUGGUGAGUGGCCUGACGAGGAGGACAUCCGCUCAUUCUUCCACAGGAGAGAUGAGCUGUCGGUGAUCCGCGGAGUGCUGCUGUGGGGCAGCCGCGUGGUCGUGCCUGCCAAGGCACAGAAGCACGUUUUACACGAGCUACAUGAAGGACACCCUGGGGUUCGGCCUCCCGGACACCAUCGUCUCGGACAACGGUCCGGCCUUCAUCGGGGAGGAGUUCCAGCGGUUCACGAGGAGGAACGGCAUCCGUCAUGUGAGGACGGCUCCUCACAGGCCGGCAAGUAACGGGUUGGCGGAAAGGUACGUCAAGGAAGUAAAGUAUGCGCUUCAAAGAUCCACUUCCGGAACCAUGUCCGUCAAACUUGCUAAAUGGCUGAUCAGCUGCCAUUCAACACCCAAUGCAACAACGGGGGUAACGCCUGCGUCUAUGAUGUUCGGUCGAGAGUUAAAGACGAGACUGCAACUUCUCAAACCGGACUUGGAACGGACUGUAGAGCAGCAGAAGGAUAGACAGAAAGAGUACUAUGAUAUGCGUACUAAAGGCCGUCAAUUUCAGGUGUCCGACAGAGUCUACGCCAGAGGCUUCGGGAGCGGACCGGUUUGGUCGCCCGGAGUGGUCGUCUCUCUCCUCGGUGCAACGAUGGCGGAGGUCCGGCUGGACGAUGGUCGACUGUGGCGCCGUCACUUCGAUCAGCUGCGGUCUGCGGGCGACUCUGCUCCGAAGAAUCGCACGGAGACGGACGUCUGCGACUUCGGACGGCUGCGGGAGAGGCGGGACCUGUCGGGUGGCGAGCCGGACGAGAGUUGGCUGGAGGACGAUCAGCAGGAGGAUCCCGUGGUGAUCUCGGACCGGAGACCGGCGGCUGACGCCGGCCAGCCUGAGCAGAGCUCGGAGAGUCCCGGAGUACAGUCGUCUCCGGCUGCUCGUCUCCCCUCUGGUGCGUGCGUGUGUGCGGGUGAUCAGACUUCGAGUGCGCGCGCGUGUACAGGUGAUCAGAGUCAGACUUUGAGUGAAGGGACUGCCACGGGCGUGACUCGGGAUUCUUUGGUGUCCCGAGGGCUGUCGGGCUCACUAGAGAGAGCGGAAGGUGUUCCGUCGGUCACACUGCGUCGAUCACAGCGUGAACGACGCAAGCCGGACUACUACAGACCCGGUGCUGGGUAGAUAUGUGUUAA
This is a messenger RNA of Amphibalanus amphitrite, 2030 nucleotides long. RefSeq lists its product as uncharacterized. Gene Ontology annotation, biological process: DNA integration. Gene Ontology annotation, molecular function: nucleic acid binding. Lineage: Eukaryota; Metazoa; Arthropoda; Thecostraca; Balanomorpha; Balanidae. The record is from RefSeq and is a predicted model, not a curated record. The coding region runs from base 997 to 2019 and encodes 340 amino acids. The transcript has 5 exons.